Ambispora leptoticha is the source of this 318-nucleotide messenger RNA. Lineage: Eukaryota; Fungi; Glomeromycota; Glomeromycetes; Archaeosporales; Ambisporaceae. The record is from the annotation of a GenBank genome assembly.
AUGACCUGGCAUACAUAUUUUGAUGAAAAUAAAGACCAAGAUUGGAGCAUUUGUAAGUUCUACAAAAAUUGGAUACGUAUAUAUGAAGAGGACUAUGAAAACCUUAUCCAUGGUAAAGCUGUAGAUGCACUCGCAAAAAGCCUCCGUGAGAUUAUAAAUAAGAGCCCGGAACCCACAAAAGUACAGAAAGCUAAAAAACUUUUAAAGGCGAGUAUUUGUCUCUAUAUGGAAAUUGUCCUCGGCAAUAAUCUUUUAGAUAAUUGCGGUUGUCCACAACAAGGAAGUUCAACUUUUAGUCGUUCUUCUGAGAUCUUUUAG